Topomyia yanbarensis is the source of this 775-nucleotide messenger RNA. RefSeq lists its product as uncharacterized. NCBI's taxonomy places the organism in Eukaryota, Metazoa, Arthropoda, Insecta, Diptera, Culicidae. The transcript has 2 exons. The coding region runs from base 72 to 638 and encodes 188 amino acids. The record is from RefSeq and is a predicted model, not a curated record.
CAUAAACAUAUUUAUUUAUUAUCACUCCGCCGUUUUUAAAAAAAUACACUAUAGAGUAGAGCAUUCUAAAAAUGGAUCCUGAAAAAGAGGAGUAUCAAUUACAGCAUUUUACAUUUUGUUCUGAAGAUAUUAUCGCCGAAAACCGCUUGAUGGUGAAGUCCCUAAUUCAACAGUCGUUGGUCGAUUUUACAGACGAGUUCGUCAAGAAGCAUAACGUUCCAGAUCAAACCGCGCUGGAACUGCGCGCCAAAUGUUACGGCACUGCCAGUAAAAUGUUCUCCGAAUGCGAAGGGCAGCUUAAAGAACUGAGUGAUCUUUAUCGAACUACUUUCACGAUUCCGGAUAAUGUGCUACUUCCUUCAGACCUUAUGCAGAAAAAGAAUUACACAGCUGAACAGGUCCAGGAGCUACAGACAAAGGUUACGGAAUUGGACAAACAGUUUCGGCAAGAUGGUGUAUUUCUUGCAUUGCUGGAAGAAGAAAUAAAGGUUCACGAACGGUUGGCUCCCUGCCUAGAGAGCGAAGCUGUGCUGAUGGAUUUAGUGGAUCAGUACCGGCGAGAAGAAAUUGUUCCGGCCGAGGAUGUCGAUUUGGUGCAGGAGUUGGCGGAAGUAAUGCAAAAUGUUCUCGAAUUAUGAUUAUUUUCGUUUGUGUAUUUAAGCAAAUGUACUCUAUGCAUUCCUCUGGAGUUUUCUGUACGGAUAGCUAAAUGCAAGCUUCUGUGUUUUAUGCGUAGCAUAAUUAAAAAUAAUACUACAAUUAAGUUUCUAUAAAA